Verticillium dahliae VdLs.17 is the source of this 1091-nucleotide messenger RNA. Its product is annotated as U2 small nuclear ribonucleoprotein B. The record is from RefSeq and is a predicted model, not a curated record. Gene Ontology annotation, cellular component: U12-type spliceosomal complex. Gene Ontology annotation, biological process: mRNA splicing, via spliceosome. The transcript has 3 exons. Gene Ontology annotation, molecular function: U12 snRNA binding; pre-mRNA intronic binding. NCBI's taxonomy places the organism in Eukaryota, Fungi, Ascomycota, Sordariomycetes, Glomerellales, Plectosphaerellaceae. The coding region runs from base 155 to 739 and encodes 194 amino acids.
ACCGCGAACUUUCGACAGCCUCGGCGCAACACCCAGAAGCAAACGACCACGACGACGCACCGCGUGACAACGCAUCAAGAACAAUCGCAGUAUUCGACGGACAGAUUUCUUCUUGUCUAGAGAACUUGCGCUAGCUCGUCCGCCAUCCACCGCCAUGGCUGCCGUUGCCCCUCCCCGCGGUCUUCCGCCCAAUGCCUCCCUCCCCACCAAGGUGACCCCGAUCGCACCUAACCAGACACUCUACGUCACGAACCUCCCUUCAGCAAAGAUCCAGAAACCCGACCUGCGCACCGAAUUGUACCUGCUCUUCUCGACCUACGGCCCUGUUCUCGACAUUGUCGCGAUGAAGACCAUGAAGAUGCGCGGCCAGGCGCACAUUACCUACCGCGAUAUUCAGACAGCGACACAGGCCAUGAGGUCGCUGGAGGGAUUCGAGUUCCUCGGUCGCCCACUCAGAAUCCAGUACGCCAAGAGCAAGUCGGACUUCAUCGCCAGGCUCGACCCUAACUUUGAGCUUCCCAAGACGGGCGCCGCCAAGGUGGAGGUCACAUCACUGCAGCAGAGCAUCUUCAACGCGCCAGCGCCAGGGACCGCUGCGAAGCCGGCGCCCGCCGCGGACACAACCAUGGAGGAUGCGCGGUCCGAGGGCGGCCGGGGGCAGAAGAGGACAAGAGACCAGGAGGAAGAGGAGGAGAGUGAUGAUGACGGCGACGUGGCCAUGGAGGAGGACAGCGACUGAUUGGGUUUUUCGUGCUUGACAAAUUGGAUGAUGAGCGCCACGGAAAGGAGGGUGGCGCCUAGGGAGAAGAAGAAGAAGCGGAAGAAAAGGCUUUAUGGAAGCUCUAUGGGAAGUCCCACGACGGACGGGCUACCUCGGCCAUCUCUUUGGGCACCCAGAGCCCGACGCACCCGCCGACCAACCCGAGCCAAGCCAUCAGGUAGUUCUCCUUGGAGCACUCGAACCCGGCCAUAGCAUCGCCGAGCAGGCAAGGGUGGACGUAGAAGGAUGGGACCCCCGUGAGGGGAUGAUGCUGCCGGACCUUGUCAGCAGAAAUAUAGGCAUGGCGAAAUAGAGUGCCGCCAAUCGACAC